AUGCCGACACUGUACUGUGGUGACCAUUAUGUUUAUGUUUACGUUUCUUUCUCUUUAAAAACAAUACCUUCUUUUAGUUUCUUUGAUUCUAAAAGUUUGCAUGGGUCUAUAGGCCUUCCUACCGAGUUGAUUGAAGAUUCUAAAUUUGUCCCUUUGACUGCUGAAGAUCCUCAAUAUGGUCCACCAGCUUUAUUGUUGUUGGGCUUUAAAGUGGAGGAGGCAGCAAAGAUACAGCAACUUUUGAAAGGCAUGGAUGGUGAAUUCCUAGAGGUUAUCUUCUGUACUGAAGACAUGAUUACUCGCUCGCUGUGGGAGGCAGUUAAUACAAAGCAGCCCAAUUUGGAUACUGUGAAGAUUGCAAAUUCGGUGCCACGAAUAUGUUUCUUAUCUGGUCUUAUGGGGGAAGAAAUGAUGAUGUUCGUUGACGCUUUUCCUGAAAUUGGAUUAGAACCUGCUGUAUUUGCAGCUCUUGUUCCCAACAGCGCUGAUAAACCGCUACAAGAGUUGCUUGAGGAGAAUAUGGGAGACCAUGAAAUGCUUUCUGCAAAGCGAUCAGGCUAGGCAUUGCCAAAUGCAGAAUAGAGAUUUGGAGGAUCAAGAAUUGAAUGACCAAUCACGAUAUUGUCUGUAUGUGCCAGUAGUUCUAGCUUGACCUCAUCCGCACGGUUACAUUCUAUUUUCGGAGUCAAAUUAUUGCCGAAGAUGACCACUGUUUUUUUUCUCCCUUGUUCUCUCAAUAAUUAUCGAGUGUAGUAGGGAAAGAGAAGGAUAUACAAACAAGCUUAUGUGUUUUUGUAUAUCAAUAAAAGUGCACCCAUCGAUUUAGGUCUUGUGACUGUCUCUUUCUUGUUCUGUUCUUCUCUUGGCUGGAAAAAAUAAUUCUCGUUGUACAGAAUAAAAGAAAAA
Rhododendron vialii is the source of this 906-nucleotide messenger RNA. RefSeq lists its product as uncharacterized. The record is from RefSeq and is a predicted model, not a curated record. Lineage: Eukaryota; Viridiplantae; Streptophyta; Magnoliopsida; Ericales; Ericaceae. The transcript is spliced from 8 exons. The coding region runs from base 1 to 561 and encodes 186 amino acids.